Messenger RNA from Lathyrus oleraceus (garden pea), 369 nucleotides. RefSeq lists its product as uncharacterized. The record is from RefSeq and is a predicted model, not a curated record. The coding region runs from base 1 to 369 and encodes 122 amino acids. The transcript has a single exon. NCBI's taxonomy places the organism in Eukaryota, Viridiplantae, Streptophyta, Magnoliopsida, Fabales, Fabaceae.
AUGAUUGAUAUUUUAGCAACAAAAGAUCCUAAAAAAGAUGUGUCUAUUGUGAAGGGUCCUAAAGAUAAAUCCUCUAGACGUUUUACAGCUAAUUUGUAUACUAGAGUUUUAUCAAAUGGAGAGAAAUGCGAUAGAGAUUGGCUUGUUAAUUCAAAAAUGUUUGAUAGAGUUUUUUGUUUUUGUUGUAAAUUUUUUAAAAGAGGGAUUGGUAUAGGUCAAUUAGCAAAUGAGGGUUUUUAUACUUGGAAACAUGUUAGUGAAAGACUUAGAGAGCAUGAGGUGGGCAUGGAAUAUGUUCAUAAUAUAACUACAUGGUAUGAGUUUCGUAAAGGAAUGCAAAAUUUUCAAACUAUUGAUAAACCAACUUAA